Messenger RNA from Paraphaeosphaeria sporulosa, 1694 nucleotides. Its product is annotated as amino acid transporter. The transcript has 3 exons. NCBI's taxonomy places the organism in Eukaryota, Fungi, Ascomycota, Dothideomycetes, Pleosporales, Didymosphaeriaceae. The coding region runs from base 1 to 1602 and encodes 533 amino acids. Gene Ontology annotation, molecular function: transmembrane transporter activity. The record is from RefSeq and is a predicted model, not a curated record. Gene Ontology annotation, cellular component: membrane. Gene Ontology annotation, biological process: transmembrane transport.
AUGGGCGAUUCCGACCAUGAGAAGGCACUCGCGCCACAACAGUCAGUUGACAUGACCAAAGGAGAUGCUUCGAGUAUCGAUGAAGAUGCCCUCAAGCUGGCAGAGAUGGGCUACACACAAGACAUGAAGCGAAACUUUAGCGUGCUGUCGGUCCUUGCCGUUGGCUUCUCACUUACGAAUACCUGGUUCGGAAUCUCCGCGGCUCUCGUCACCGGAAUCAACUCAGGAGGACCGCUUCUCGUCAUCUAUGGUGUCAUCAUCAUUUUCGUGGUGUCGAUAUCCGUCGGCGUUACUCUGAGCGAGCUGGCUAGUGCCAUGCCCAACGCGGGCGGGCAGUACUUUUGGGCAAACGAAUUGGCGCCGAAGAGAUAUGCAAACCUCGCGAGCUACCUCACGGGAUGGUUUGCUUGGGCGGGUGCAAUGUUCACCAGCGCGAGCGUGGCUUUGGCCGCUGGUAGUGCGAUAGUUGGGUCGUACCAGCUCACCCAUCCAGAUCUUGUCAUCGAUAGGUGGAUGGUGUUCGUUGCAUACCAACUCGUCAACAUUUUCUGUUUCUUCUUCAACUGCUACGGCAAGACACUCCCCAGAGUCGCCAAAGUGGCCCUUUAUACCACCUUAGUAUCUUGGUUCAUCACCAUGGUCACCGUCCCGGCAAUCGCGCCGACCCACCAGCACGCAAAGUUCGUCUUUGCCACCUUCAUUAACAAUACUGGAUGGCAAGAAGGCGGGAUCGCGUUCAUUGUCGGCAUGGUAAACGUAAAUUGGGGCUUUGCUUGUCUCGACUGCGCUACCCACCUUGCCGAGGAAGUCCACCGACCUGAAAAGAUGGUGCCUAUUGCCAUCAUGGGAACCGUCGGAAUUGGUUUCGUCACUGGCUGGUUUUGGAGCGUGGCAAUGUUCUUCUCCAUUGUCGGCGAUUUCCAGGAGAUUGUUGCCACUUCGACCGGGGUGCCGAUUCUUGAACUAUUUUACCGAGCGAUAGGAAACAAGGGCGGCGCAAUAUGUCUCGAGGCUAUGAUCAUAGCCACAGCUUUCGGAUGCCUGAUCGCCUGCCAUACAUGGCAGAGCAGGCUGUGCUGGAGUUUUGCAAGGGACAGGGGCAUUCCGGGCCACCGAUGGCUCGGCAAAGUGCAUCAGGGCUUAGACGUACCCGUUUAUGCGCAUUUCGUGUCCUGUGUUAUUGUGGCCAUCAUCGGCUGUCUUUACCUUGCUUCUCUGACGGCUUUCAACUCGAUGAUUACUGCCUGCAUCGUUCUUCUCUACAUCUCGUACGCGAUUCCUGUGGUCUGCUUACUUGCACGCGGUCGCUCAACAAUCAAGCACGGCCCGUUCUGGCUCGGUCCCUUCGGAAUGUUCUCCAACUUUGUACUUCUUGCCUGGACUCUCUUCACACUCAUCAUGUACUCCUUCCCUUACGUCCAGCCUGUGGAGGCAGGUACGAUGAACUAUGUCAGUGCAGUGUACGCCGUGGUAGUCAUCAUCAUUGCAGUGGACUGGUUCGUUCGAGGUCGGAAGAGUUUCAGGGGUGCGGGCGAAAGAAAAAACGAUGUCGACCACGUCGUGGAAGUCGUCAGUGGAAGGCGAGUGAGUUCGGCGAGCUAGUGUGCGACCUGCUAAUGGUCUGAGAAUGGCUACAUAUGGUAUAUAGUGAGCAGUUGGCUGAUCCGAUUUCGCUAUCAGUAGUGUGUGUAUGC